This is a messenger RNA of Bactrocera dorsalis (oriental fruit fly), 1695 nucleotides long. RefSeq lists its product as uncharacterized. NCBI's taxonomy places the organism in Eukaryota, Metazoa, Arthropoda, Insecta, Diptera, Tephritidae. Bases 1045 to 1482 code for a protein of 145 amino acids. The transcript is spliced from 2 exons. The record is from RefSeq and is a predicted model, not a curated record.
UGCUGAUAAGUGAAUUGGAGCCGCAUGAUGUGCAGAAGUCAAGUAUUCCUUUUGAUCUGCGUUUCCUGACGAGUUUAUAUUUUUAUGGGCAUGGCUCGUAUCAAAAAUGCGUUGGUAAUAAUUAUAUGCUCUCUAUGAGCCAAACCUCAGUAUCAAGAGCUCUGCACUUUAUUUCAAAACUAAUUGUUGAUGUUAAGGGAAGCGAAAUUUAUUUCCCUUCAAGCGCGCAGGAUGUGUCAGAUGCAAAGAAGGGUUUUUACACGAAAUUUGGGAUCAAGGGCACAAUCGGCGCAAUCGAUUGUACCCAUAUUGGGAUUGUUUCACCCUCAACUACAGACGCCACUACUCCUCUCUCACUUUUUAUGAACCGGAAAGGAUUUUACAGCCUUAAUGUAGAAGCAGUACGUAAUGUUCUAUAUUGUUACAAAAGUAGUAUUAAGUUGUAUUUGUAUUGCUAUAUGCAUCCCUUAUUAUGAACAAUAGCUGUAGGUAUAUGGAAUAGCAUUUGUCUUGUUGUAGACAUCUGGCGCCGCGGCUGUCUGCUUGCCGAAACAAUAGACAUCUGGCGCCGCACUGUCUGCUUGUCUAGGUAAACAAUUGCUGAGUCUGGCGCCGCGGCUGUCUGCUUGCAUCUGGCGCCGUAUAGCCGCAUGUUCUGGUAAUUUCCAGACGCAAUAUUCUAGAAGGACACGUCGGCAUCAUCGAGAAGUGCGUGGCUAUAUAAGUCGUGGCAGCGCCAACGUAAUCAAUCAGUGCUAAGAGUAAACUGCUAUAGUGUAGACGAGUUGUGAAAUAAAAAGUUGUUGAAUUAAAUUAAACAGUUUUGGUUUUAUUUGUCAAUCCAGAGAUACGAACCUAACAAAGUAAACUAGCAAGCAGUAAAAUCGUAACAAUUGGUGUCAGAGGUGGGAUUGUCAAAUAAUCCAAAUUCAAGAUGGUUAAAUUCGGAGAAUUGAGAAUUCAGCAAUUAAAAAGGAACUGGAGGAGCGUAAUUUGCCGAUAAGCGGGCAAAAGGCGGAUCUGCAGGCACGAUUACGUGAAGCAAUGGAAGCGGGUGGAAUUAAUGUGGACGAGUUCGAAUUUGAUGGGCCAGAAACUUCUACAAAGGUAGAAGAAAAAGUAGAAGAACAACGAACAUCAAGUGUAGACAUGAACAUGCUGUUAGUGGCUAUACAGAAAAUAGCUGAAAAUACAGAAAAUGCAGUGCAAACAGGAAAUCGUCUGACACAGCAAAUGACGCAAAUAGCUGAAAAUGCAGAAAAUGCAGUACAAACAGGAAAUCGUCUGGCACAGCAAAUAGCCGAAAAUGCAGUGCAGGCAGAAAAUCGUCUGGCACAGCAAAUAACGCAAAUAGCUGAAAAUACAUCACAGUUAGAGUCUCGCCUUACGCAACAAAUAACUGAAAAUAAUACGCAGUUAGAAAAGCGUUUGGUACAACAGAUUACAGAAAAUAAUACACAAGUGCAAGAGAAAUUUUCAUAAUUUGAAGACGAAUUAAGCACGUUAAAAAAAUGACGAAGAAAAUUUAAGAUCAGAAUUUCUUCAACUGAGUAAUCGUGUGCGAGAACUGCAACUACAUGGCCCUGCACGAUCAACAAAUAAUCAAAGAUUGAAGGCACCCACUUUCGAUGGAAGUAUUCCAUUUCAAAUUUUCAAACUUCAGUUUGAAAAGACAGCAAUGGCCAAUAAUUGGAA